Messenger RNA from Coregonus sp. 'balchen', 15608 nucleotides. The record is from the annotation of a GenBank genome assembly. NCBI's taxonomy places the organism in Eukaryota, Metazoa, Chordata, Actinopteri, Salmoniformes, Salmonidae.
CGGACCCUAGGGCAGUACGAGCUGACAGGACACUUACCUCCAAACACGAUCGUAUGACCCCAAGUUCCAGCCUGGACCUGGCUUGUGUGUCAAAUAAGCACGUGCUGUACAGGGUCUCAGCCUCUUCCAGCCCACAGUUACCCUAUCAGUCUACUCUCUACCCACUAUCAGUGACCACCUGGCAUCUCUACAUACAGACAGUGGUGGCCCCAGGCUGUCAUGUGGACUCGGCAGCACGUCUUAGUACGGACUGGAGCCCAUUGGAGUACUUUACAUUUGGAUCGACUUUAAUGUAAAGAAGCACCUUUGAACUUAAAUUGAAUAUUCAGGUGACUCUGCCCUUUUUGGACAGAAUCCAACCAAAGAGGAGAAUCAUUGUUUUUUACUGGAUCUGGAAAAUCUGAAAAAGUUGGUAAGUAUCUCAGUGAUAAUACAAUACAUUUCAAUUGGGAUGUAUUUUGGCUUUGGAAUUGAUUUUGAUUAUAUAUUUUUCCUCUUAUAAAUGUAUUGUAGACAGUCCAGGAUGCCUACUGGAUCAGUGAAAUUACACAGCAUCAAAAAGCUGGGAGAAGAAAACAAUGGUUUUGAUGAUGAAGGUACACCUGCAUAAAUAUGAUGACGUUCAAUUCAUGAUUCUGAUGUCAUUUUCCUGACAUAAACAAUGCUUUAGAAAAAUAUGAUAUACCUUUAUCAUCUCUUUAUUACAGAACCUAAUGAUGCAUACAUGUAAGUGCAUCUUCCUCAUAUAAAAAACAAAACACUUGUCAUUCUGUGUGAUUUGUGUUCUUGUUGGUAAAACUGAUAAAUUAAACAAAAGUUUAUGGAAUUUCUUAUCAUGUUUCUCAGAAUUGUGACACAUAAAAACAAGGUCACAUUUAAUAGUUUAUUUGUUUCUCUGCUGCAGGACGAUGGGGAACCCGAAACAGGACACAAAGUAAGUCCCGUUUCUCCUUCUACAUUCUUCCCCCUCAUGUCCUUAAGGCUUUGACUAAUGUCUCUGUGAUUGUCCCAGGCCUCCGAACAAGAAGAAUGAAGCUGCUAUCAGGAUUGGCUUCUUUCAGCUGGUAAAGUCCUUUGUUUGUGUUUUUUUUCCCCAUAAAGAUAAAACAAAACAGUAUCUAACUCUAUGGUUCCUUCAGUGAAGUCACUGUGCGGUUGUUUAGUGUGAAGGUCACAUGAAGACAUUUUUAUUUGAUCUCAGUUUGUAUUUGUGUGGGAGAGCUGGUUCAUAACUCUUGUACAUAAGAACUUUAAACCACAACUGGAUUGGAAAUCUUCAGAAACGGGUACAAGAAUGGUAGGUACAUUAUGAGAAUGGGGCAUCAUGGGCCAGCCUCAUCACACACAGGCAGGUUCCCAUGGGGUGCCUAUGUUUUGACAAUGACUAUAUGAAAAUCUACAUAGUUACAGUGGUUAAAGCAUGCAUAUUUUGUCCAGGUAUUACAUUCUGAGAUGGUAGGUCAGAUUGACAGAACACCUGUUAUGAUGACUGACCCAUUGGGUUUGGUGUGUGUGUGUGUGUGUGUGUGUGUGUGUAUUUACAGUUCCGUUUCGCCACUUGCCGGGAGACCCUGAUGAUGGUGGGGGGUAGUGUGUGUGCCUUCCUCCACGGUUCCGCCCAGCCUCUCAUGCUGCUGGUGUUCGGGAUGCUCACCGACACCUUCAUCGAGUACGAUAUCGAGUUACAGGAGCUCCUGGACCCCAGGAAGGAAUGUAUCAACAACACCAUACAGUGGAAGAACCAGUCAGUAUGGACAGACUGGCUGGACAGCAAUAAGACUGAUAAGAUGAAGAAUUUAACAUGUGGGUAAGUCCUAUUCGUUGCUGCACACGAGUAGGACGUUGCUAUACAUGUCAUUUCUAUAUCAAGGAUUAAGGAUAGAAAGAUGUAUUUUAUUUGACAAGUAUAGUAGCCUACUGUCAUUGGCAGGUUACACAGGGAAAAUGUUCUCCUUAUGUAUUUUAGGGUAAGGUUAGGGUCUUCUUGUUGUCUCAAGCUGUUGUCUUUUGUAAUUAUUGUACAGAUGUAGAAUCUUAAUUUGAUCACCCUGUUGCAGGAGAACUUUCCUGCAACGCAGGAUAUUUAAAACCUGUAGUGUAAUUGAGGUUUAAAAAGUCUUCUGAAGUUUGUAAUUUCCACUUUGAAAUUUCAGACUUGAUUUUCCCUUACGAAAAAUGUAUCAACCCCUACAAAAAUGUCCAUUAAUUAUAAUCCAUAUUAUAAUUCACAUUCCCUGUAGCUGCAGGAUUAUUUUCCUGCUGUAGCAAACUGCCUCAAAUUAAGAUCCUACAUCUGUAUGACACUCAUUUUCAGGCUUCUGGACAUUGAGUAUGAGAUGACCAAUUUUGCCUACUAUUACGUUGCCAUUGGAUGCGCAGUUUUCUUGCUAGGAUACCUUCAAGUAAGUAUAUAGUUUGCAUCAACAUACUGAGUUCAAGCAGUUUGAUGGCAGAGUGCUAGAUCUUGGUUGCCCUAUUUUUAUUUUCGUAUGUGUUAGAUCUCGUUGUGGGUGACGUCUGCAGCGCGACAGAUCCAGGUCAUCAGGAAGAUGUACUUCAGGAAGGUAAUGAGGAUGGAGAUUGGCUGGUUCGACUGCAACUCGACUGGAGAGUUAAACACACGCAUGUCAGAGUAAGAGAAAACACAAGCCAAAUUCCCUUUUUAGGUUUUAAUAGAAAAAGUUCUGGGAAUGCUUUGCAUUUCUUAUCAUGCUUAAGAGCAAUACAGAUGUAGGAUCUUAAUUUGAUCACUCUUUUGUUGCUGAGAAUUUUCCUGCACAGCAGGAAAUGUAAACUUGUAGUGUAUUUGAGUUUUAAAAGGGAAAUUCUGCAGUAUAAAGGUACUCGGAUCCAAUAAUCUCGUUCCCUGGUGGGCGUUGAAAUUUCAGACCUACAAAAAUGUCCAUUAAUUAUCGUCCACAUAAUAAUUCACAUUUCCAGUUGCUGCAGGAUUAUUUUCCUGCUGUAGCAAACUGGCUCAAAUUAAGAAUCUACAUCUGUAGUUGUUCUUGAACUUGUGAUCUGACCUGGAAAUACGUUAAUGAUUCUCAUGAUUCUAUCUGUGGUGUGCCCCGCUAUUUCACAGCGACAUCAACAAGAUCAAUGACGCCAUUGCGGAUCAAGUGAGCAUCUUUAUCCAGCGAUUCACCACCUUUGUGUGCGGUUUUGCGAUGGGCUUUGUGAAGGGAUGGAAGUUAACGCUCGUCAUCAUCGCAGCCAGCCCUCUCAUUGGAGUAGGGGCCGCCCUCAUGGCUCUGGUAGGACGGUCAACGUCAAUCAAUGUGGUCACUUCCUAUCCCAAUAUUCUGAAAUGGUCCCUUCCCUCCUCUCCGUUUUAAUUGUGAUCACUCUGUUAGGAAGGGAUAGAUGAAAGCAAUUUACUAGUGGCGACUUCGUAAAGGAGACAAUGAAAGUUAAAGGCGACAAGGAAGGCUCAUUUAUGAGUAUUAGGACUAGGCCUAUGAUUUACAUUGUUCAUUUACUAUGUGUCGAUUCUCAUUGAGCUCCAUUGAGGUGGCAGUUAGUAAGUGUACUGUACUGACUGCACCUUUCUCCUUACCUCCUCUGCUCUCGUCUAGUUUGUGGCCAAGCUGACGGGUCAGGAGCUGCUGGCCUAUGCCAAGGCUGGAGCCGUGGCCGACGAGGUGCUCACCUCCAUCAGAACGGUGGCCGCUUUCGGAGGAGAGCUGAAGGAAGUGGAGAGGUGACAUAAUGACAUGACUGAAACUGCCCCAACAUUGUCUUCUUUAGUUACGUGCUGAAUUUGUAUGUGUCAAUACUCGACAGCCAAAUUUCACAUUCUUUACCUUGAUCAGCCUCACUAUAUAGUGUUUAAUUCCAUUAAUUGUUUUCUCCUUAAGGGGCAACUAUUAUCACCACCUUACAUAUUAUAUGCAGUGCUGGGCCUCUAUCCCAGUUUAAAGUGACGCUCCAGAACCUUUGUAUAAUUUCAUCCAGUAGUUUUAACAGUAGUGCUCACGAGCCAAAACGGGUCCCUGUUUUUUGUGUACUACGUCAUCCAAUUGUGUACUACAUCAUCCAUUUAGUAUGAUAUGUUACGUCCCAAAAAAAUCAUAAUACUUUGUUGGAAUUCGAAUGAUAUGUUACGAAUCCAAUUCGUAUGAUAUGUUAUGAAUUUUUUAUGCUUAAGAUCCCGGAUUGCAUCUUUAACCCUCUAUCCCUUUCUCUCUCUCCCAGGUAUGACAAGAACCUGAUCUCAGCUCAGCGUUGGGGCAUCAGGAAGGGCCUGAUCAUGGGCUUCUUCACAGGCUACAUGUGGUUUAUCAUCUUCCUGUGUUACGCCCUGGCCUUCUGGUACGGAUCCAGCCUAGUGGUGGACACACAGGAGUACAGCCCCGGAACACUGCUACAGGUACUAUUCUGUAACCAUAACAGUCGAUACGAUUCAAGGACGAUAUUGGUUCAUUUAGAACGAUACGAUCCGAAACGAUUCAGUGACUUGAAAUCGAUUCAGUAACCUUUUAGCCAAAAAUUCAACCAGUGUGACUGAAAUAAAUACCUGGUAACCAGUUGCAUUUUAAUGGCUGGCAAUAGUCUUGAUAUUUUUAACAGUGUUUCAUGCCUCCAUGCAGACCAUCUGGUAUUAUGAAACUUACCCAUACCUACGUUGACAGCAGCCCCGUCUGUGCACACAUCCAAGCCUGUGUCCUGGAAAAGUCUCACAAGUCCGUCUGUUAUGGCCUGUGCGGUUCGGUCAGCACCCAAUUCAAUCAGUCCAAUAAAGUCUGAAGUAAACUCUCCGUUGCUGGACACAGACACAAUGUAAACUAUUUCCUGCUCAGUUUUUGUGAUGUCCUCAGAUCCAUCAAAAAGCAUUCAGUAAAGGAACAUCCUCAGAAUAGGAAGACAUGGGACGUGCGUGUUUAGCUUUAUGCAUUUAUUCUCGGCUAGCUUUUAGCAAUGGCUUGCGCCACAUUCGUGUGCUCCUUGCUCUUUUCAUGUUGGUCAAAUAAAGGAUGGUUGAAAUUCUUUGAGCCUUUAUAAAAUGCACCUGUUUUGUCUGCUAGAUGUGGAUUUGAGCGGCAAAUCUUGCACCACAUUUCAGUGCGCUCAUCGUUAGCUUCAAGCCACUGCACAUCUUGGAGCCACUUUUCCGAAAAAAGUAUUUUCUUCGGCUCUGGCUCCAGUUGGCGUUUCUUUGUAGGUGGCGAAACGCCAAAAAGGCUGCUUAAUGUCUGUUGCUUUUUGGACAUCCCUGACAGUAGUUGACAAGCAACAUGUCAUGUGUAAGGUUAGAUGAGAAGAUCGGUCAAGUACGCAAAGGCGCGUAGUAACACAAGUGGCAUUACGCAUUCCUGAUUUUUGUCGCGCUUGCGUAUCUGCGUACCAGUUAUGUGCACCCCUGCAUAUAAAGUCUGACGUGCUUAAAUCCAAUGAAGGUAUACUUUAUAAAGGGUCCAUAUGUAGUUCAGUUAUAGACUAUUAAUCACAUUUAUUUGGUUUAUGAAUUAAUAAUAAACAGUUAGAACUUAAAAACGAAUGAUCACCUCAUCUGUCCUGUGCACUGUCUUGUCUGUCAUUGCAGGUUUUCUUUGGUGUGCUGAUAGCAGCCCUGAACUUAGGGCAGGCAUCUCCAUGUCUGGAGGCCUUUGCUGCAGGAAGAGGAGCUGCUACCAUCAUCUUUGAGACCAUCGACAGGGUAGGAAUCUCAGCACUGUUGGAGAAUUUCAUUGAGCAUUCAAUUGACUGUGUGUGAACGCUCACUUUAAACAGCCAUGAUGGUUAACACUGCCAUUUGUCUGGCUGUGUCACUGUGUCUAGGAGCCGGACAUCGACUGCCUCUCAGAAGCAGGCUACAAACUGGACAAGGUCAAAGGGGACAUUGAGUUCCAUAACGUCACCUUUCACUACCCAUCCAGACCUGAAGUCGUGGUACUGUGGCUUAGUAUUUCCUAUGACGAUGGCAUGCAUCUGAUUAUUGUAUCGCAGAGUGAUUGUGGAAUAUUUCCUUAAAGAUGCAGUCUGUCAUUUGCUGGUCUUUGUGCCGUGUCAGAUCCUGGACCAGCUGAGUGUUGCGGUGAAGUCUGGCGAGACGACCGCCUUUGUGGGGCCCAGUGGAGCUGGGAAGAGUACCGCCGUGCAGCUCAUCCAACGCUUCUACGACCCCAAGGAGGGCAUGGUAUGUUAACUUCCCUUACUACAGUGAAAUGCUUACUUACAGCCCUUAACCAACAGUGCAUUUAUUUUAAACAAAAAAAGUAAAAAUAAAAAUAAAAAAAUAAAAAGUGUUGAGAAAAGAAAAGAGCAGAAGUAAAAUAAAGUGACAGAAGGGAGGCUAUAUAUACAGGGGGGUACCGUUGCAGAGUCAAUGUGCGGGGGCACCGGCUAGUUGAGGUAGUUGAGGUAAUAUGUACAUGUGGGUAGAGUUAAAGUGACUAUGCAUAAAUACUUAACAGAGUAGCAGCAGCGUAAAAAGGAUGGGGUGGGGGGGCAGUGCAAAUAGUCCGGGUAGCCAUGAUUAGCUGUUCAGGAGUCUUAUGGCUUGGGGGUAGAAGCUGUUGAGAAGUCUUUUGGACCUAGACUUGGCACUCCGGUACCGCUUGCCGUGUGGUAGCAGAGAGAACAGUCUAUGACUAGGGUGGCUGGAGUCUUUGACAAUUUUGAGGGCCUUCCUCUGACACCGCCUGGUAUAGAGGUCCUAUUAACAUGAUGUAACACAUUUGUAAAAUACUACUACUAUCAAUACAAAUGUGCACCUACACUAAAGUGUAUCACUGAGAGAGUCUUUAGAGGAAAUAGUGUAGAGACAUUUGAAAUGUCCCUCUCUUUCUCCCUGUUUAUGCCUUGUCUCAGGUGACCUUGGAUGGCCAUGACAUCAGAGGCCUGAACAUCCAAUGGCUGCGUUCAUUGAUGGGCAUCGUGGAGCAGGAACCCGUGCUGUUCGCCACAACCAUCGCCGAGAACAUCCGCUACGGUCGCCCCGGAGUCACCCUGGAGGACAUCAUCCACGCCACCAAGGAGGCUAAUGCCUACAACUUUAUCAUGGACCUACCACAGGUGAGGUUGACAGCAUUUAGCAUGCUAUACAUUGAGGGCUAACAUUACAACGAUAGUCUGAUCUGGAACCCAGACUACUUAUUUGUGACUUUUGUCUCCAGUGUUUUUUGAAAGGCUUAAAAACGUUCAACAUUGCUGACUCAACAUGACAUAUUUUUACUAUGUACUGUCACAUGGCCUAUCAGUUCAAUGACAUAAAGACGUGUGAUUGAUGCGACAGAAAUUUGACACGCUGGUGGGAGAGGGCGGAGGUCAGAUGAGCGGCGGUCAGAAGCAGCGUAUCGCCAUCGCCCGGGCCCUGGUCAGGAACCCCCGGAUCCUACUGCUGGACAUGGCCACCUCCGCUCUGGACAAUGAGAGUGAGGCUGUGGUGCAGGAGGCUCUGGACAAAGUGAGUGGCUGCAUCUCAAAUGUCACCCUAUUCCCUAUAUAAAGCAGUUAUUUUGACCAGGAAGUGUCUUUGCUGGGAUCAAUUAAUUAUAGUUAGGAUAACUCUUCUGAUAGAUUGUUUGUAUAUCAACAUGAUCAGACCUAAGUACGUGACAAAUAGUAGAAGAAUAACCAUGUAAAUAACCGUAUUUACAGUAGCUAGGUAGGAUAACGGUCUCAUGUUUAUCUCCUGUAAGGUCCGCAAUGGCCGCACCACCAUCUCCAUAGCCCAUCGCCUGUCCACCAUUAAGAACGCGGACGUGAUCGUGGGCUACGAGCAUGGGCGGGCGGUGGAGAGGGGCAAGCAUGAUGAGCUGCUGGAGAGGAAGGGUGUUUACUUCACUCUGGUCACCCUACAGAGCCAAGGAGACAAGGCUCUCAACCAGAAGGCCAGACAGAGUAGGUCUCUAUGGGAUCAAUGCAUCCCCAUCCUCUGCCAAAAUUCUAAAGUUGACUUGCGCACACUUUCGUCAACAUAAAAAAAGUAUUAAGAGAGAAAUAAUUUGCAGGAACACUUUUAACCAAACAUUUCUUAUAACAUUUUGUAUAAUAACCUCCUUCCUUUUGCUGUGUCAGUGGCAGGCAACGACGAGGCUGAGAAGAAGAGUCUGUCCAGGGCCGGGAGUUACAGGGCCAGUCUCAGGUACUGUAGAACUACAUCUCUCAUGAUGCACUUCACAUCCUUUUCACAAGGCCUCACUCACAUCUGGUUACAUUGAAUCUGACACACAUCUGGGUGAAGCACGGCAGACAUUUUGUGCCAGAAUGCUGACUGAUGGUGUCAUUUUGCAUCUCGGUAGUGCAUUGACUUGGUGCUUGUGUGUUGUUGUGCAGAGCCUCUAUCAGGAAGAGGACUCGCUCACAGCUGUCCAACCUCAUUCCAGAAGCAGAAUCCUUCAUAUCUCAGGCAGACGCGGGCAAGGUCAGUGUGUGUGUGUGUGUGUGUGUGCACGCGUGCAUGCGUGCGUGUGUGUGUGUGUGUUUGAGUGAAGGAGGUUGGUAUGGGAGUCAUCAACAGGGUUAAACGGGGGUACUUGCCACUUACCCUUUCCCAGUAAUCUACAGUUUACACAUGCAUUUGUUAUGCAUGUAUCCAUGUAUAUUUGUGUCCAUGUCUUUAUGUGUCCAGAGUGCCUUUGUGGAGGAGGAGGAGGUGGAGGAGCUUGUUGAGCCUGCUCCAGUGACCAGGAUCCUGAAGUACAACGCCCCUGAGUGGCCCUACAUGCUGUUUGGAACCAUCGGAGCAGCUGUCAACGGAGGAGUCAACCCAGUGUACUCCCUGCUCUUCAGUCAGAUUCUGGCGGUAUGGUGGAGGGGUGUAGUAUUGACCAAGACAGUCUUCAUUGAAUAUCGGUUAAUUAGCUUAAUCAGUGUAUGUGUGUGUGUGUUCUUGCAGACAUUCUCCAUACCAGACCCAGAGGCUCAGAGGAGGGAGAUCAAUGGUAUCUGCAUGUUCUUUGUGCUGGUCGGAGUGACUUCCUUCAUCACCCAGAUGCUCCAAGUACAUGUCCCUCCCUCCCUCCCUCCCUCCCUCCCUCCCUCCCUCCCUCCCUCCCUCCCUCCCUCCCUCCCUCCUUCCUUUCCUUUAUGUUCACCUGUCUUUUUUUACUUGAUCUAAAAUACAUAUUUAAUCUUCACAUCAACCGGAUCCUUUCUCCUGCUUGUCUAAACUCUGUGAAAAAGAGAAGCCUAUUUCUCAGUGUUUUUGUCAUUCAUAUUCCAUGUUUCCCUUAACCUGAUCUGAUGGUGUCGGUGUCUCCACCAGGGCUAUGCCUUCUCGAAGUCUGGGGAGCUGCUGACACGGCGCUUGAGGAGGAUGGGUUUCCACGCCAUGUUGGGUCAGGAGGUGGGCUGGUUCGAUGACCACAGGAACAGCCCCGGGGCUCUGACCACACGGCUGGCCACUGACGCCUCCCAGGUCCAAGGGGUCAGUAUGGACCUCAUUUGGUCCUCAUACCCUAGGGCAGUUACCAGACCCCAGACCAAAUAGUAUUAGUGUCUUUCAAAUACUUGAUUUAAUGGAGUGCUAUGGAACCAAUGCAGUAGACCCAAAAGCAAACCUCACCCAUCUGGCAUUCUGGGUAAAUAACCUAUAACCUAUUCCCUCGUCCUCUCCUAGGCCACGGGCUCUCAGAUCGGCAUGAUCGUCAACUCUCUGACCAACAUUGGCGUGGCCGUCAUCAUCUCCUUCUACUUCAGCUGGAAGCUCAGCCUGGUCAUCAUGUGCUUCCUGCCCUUCCUGGCUCUGUCCGGAGGCUUCCAGGCUAAGAUGCUCACUGGCUUCGCCAAGCAGGACAAACAGGCCAUGGAGGAUGCAGGACGGGUAGGCUACAGUACUCCACUGACUCACUGGCCAGGGCUGUUUAUAACAUAGGCUGGAGUCACACAGUGCUACUGUGACUGGAAGUGAAUUGUCAUUGACGCAAGGUUGUACACUAACUUCUCACAUUAGUUAUCAAUACUUUAUCAAAAUCUUUCUCGAAAGCUUCUGUUAGGGUCAUUCAAGCAAAGUCACUACCACAGAACUUCCCUUGUGUCAUAUUCUAAGAUAUUUCAGCCUGUAACUAUUGUAUUGUCUGUGUUAUAGACAUCCUGAAACCUUGUCACAGUAAACCCACUGGAGAGAUAUCUUACAGUGUGGUAGAGAUAAUGCGUAUAGUUCCUGUACUGUAUACAGUUCCUACUUCCUGUUCUAGACUUACAAGGUGGUAGUGGUGGGUGGUUGUGAUAUCUCUGUGGUAUCUUUUGUAGAUCUCAGGAGAGGCCCUGAACAACAUCCGCACCAUCGCGGGGCUGGGGAAGGAACAGAGCUUUGUGGAGAUGUACGAGGCUCAUCUGGAGGCUCCGUACCAGGCCGCCAAGCAGAAGGCCAACGUGUACGGCGCCUGCUACGGCUUCGCCCAGUGUGUCGUUUUCAUGGCCAACAGCGCCUCCUACAGGUUUGGAGGGUACCUGGUGCGCCAGGAGGGCCUCCACUUCAGCCUGGUCUUCAGGUGAGAGAAACUGUAUGCCUGCCUGUCCGUCUGCCUGUCUGCCUGCAUACCUGUCAACAACAUAAACAGACCAUGAAAUCACAUUGUCCAUGUAUUCCAUUACCUUGACUAAACCCCAUUGUCUCUCUGUGAUUGGUUCAGAGUGAUCUCAGCCAUAGUGACCAGUGGCACAGCGCUGGGCCGAGCCUCUUCCUACACCCCAGACUACGCCAAGGCCAAGAUCUCAGCUGCCCGCUUCUUCCAGCUCCUCGACCGCGUGCCAAAGAUCAGCGUCUACAGCAACGAGGGGGACAAAUGGGUAAACGUCACACACAAACACACGCACGCACUCACUCUCUCUCUCGCUCACGCCCCCUCUCUCUCUCGUCCAGCCUGAUUUCAGAGGGAACUUAGAGUUCAUUGACUGUAAGUUCACAUACCCGACCCGGCCAGACAUCCAGGUGCUGAACGGCCUCAACGUGUCGGUGAAGCCCGGCCAGACGCUGGCCUUCGUGGGCAGCAGCGGCUGUGGGAAGAGCACCAGCGUCCAGUUACUGGAGAGGUUCUAUGACCCCGACCAGGGCAAAGUGGUGAGUCCUCAGUUUCUCUCAGCAGCACGUCAUAUCCCCAUUUGUGUCUCUAGAGGUAUAGAGACUAUAAGAUGAUGGGGUAUCCUGGGAGCUGGAUUAGUUCACAGGAUAGUUGACUGGAUUUUCCACGUUGCAUUGCAGAUUAUUGAUGGCCAUGACUCGACUCAGGUCAACGUCUCGUACCUGCGCUCCAAGAUCGGCAUUGUAUCCCAGGAGCCCAUUCUGUUUGACUGCAGCAUCGGAGACAACAUCAAGUACGGAGACAACCUGCGCGAAGUCAGCAUGAAUGACAUCAUCUCCGCAUCCAAGAAAGCCCAACUCCAUGACUUUGUCAUGACGCUACCUGAGGUAAUGCUGCUGUCAGUGUACUAACUUAAAACAACACUGUCAGUGUACAAACUUAAAACAAGACUUAAAACAACCCUGUCAGUCUACUAACGUAAAACAACACUGUCAGUGUACUAACUUAAAACAACACUGUCAGUCUACUAACUUAAAACAACACUGUCAGUGUACUAACUUAAAACAACACUGUCAGUGUACUAACUUAAAACAAUACUGUCAGUGUACUAACUUAAAACGACACAAAAUUCCACUGAGUGUAGCACAUUAUGAAAAACGCUACGUGUAGUAUUCAUAAAUCAGUUUUCGGCCAGUACUUUAACAUCGUUGUUUCUAUCAAAGAUACCUGCACACUAGACCAAAACAACACUGUCAAUUCACAAACACACUCUCACAACACAACCUGUCAACUAACUUGCAUCUAUAGUCUCUUUUAGACACCCGUAGUCUUAAUUAAACUUCUUCUAGAAAACACACCAAGUUCCCACUCACAACCCUCGAGGACACAAAACACACGCAUUCAGGGCUUAUGAACCCAAGAUCUCUAUUAGACAGGCAACUUAACACACUGCGACAACGAAGCAAAGGUAAUGUCUCAUGACAACCGUCCUGUCAUCACACAAAGAAGACGUCUGACAGACAAACAGAUUUAAUUAUAACACAUUCUGUCCAUUUACAAAACAUUAGUGAGCAAUGGCAAGCAUGCAAUUGCCUGAACUAGGCCAUGUAGAGCAGAGGUCAGUUAAUCAAUAAUCAAUGGUCAGGGUGACUUGAAACCAAAUGUCAGUGGCUCUAGCGUUACCGCGCAGUGUUAUUACAGACAGUCAAGAGGCUGGAUAAACAGAGAGGAGGACGAACUGUCGUAUACUUAACCUGUCUCACAACUCAGAAACUCAACAUGUCAAUGUACUAUUAUACCAGCUUCGUCACUAAAACACGGACACAUACAAAGCUCAUGCCCUCAAGCUAUUACAACUGUCACACCGGGCAAAUCAGCUAACAUUCGAUCAUGGUUAUAGGCAGCCAGUUAAAUCGUUGUUCAAGGUCUCACACAGUCAUCAUGUAGUUUUUUGCCAAAACGUCACAAACUCUGUGGUUAUAGGCUGCACGAUAUCCUGUGUUCAUCGUGUUUUAAAUUUAAACCAGAAAUACGACACAACGUGGGUUUAAUUUAUACAGAUCUCGCCCAUUUCAAAAUAGACUUGCCUGGCGAGAGCAAAGGUAAUGUCAUCAAUGUUGCCGAGCCGUAACAUGACAAUGAUAGAUUUAAUUUAUACCGAUCGUCCAUUUCAAAUAGAAUUAGUGCGAGGCAAGCAUGCAAUUUGCCUGAGCCGUAGGUCCAUUGUAUGAGGCAGAGGCAUUAAUCAAGUAAUCAUGGUGAGUCAUGGGUGAUUGUGAAAUCCGCUCAAAGGUUUGUGUGUGUGUGCGUGUGCGCGCGCAUGUGUGUGUGUUACAGACGGUGCAAGAGGCGCUGGAUAAAGCGAGGGAGGGCCGAACCUGCAUCGUCAUCGCUCACCGUCUCUCCACCAUCCAGAACUCUGACAUAAUCGCUGUUAUGUCCAGGGGCUUCGUCAUCGAACAGGGACCACAUGACAAGCUCAUGGCCCUCAAAGGGGCCUAUUACAAACUUGUCACCACCGGUGCACCAAUCAGCUAACUCAUCAGGGUUAUAGGAGCCAAACCAGGAAAUGCCUGUUCAGGUCAUCACACCAGGUCAUGUAGUAUUUAUUCUGCAGAAGCGUCACACACUCUUUGGUUUUAAUUGGUGGAGAUAUCAUGCUGUGUAUUCAUUUGUUGUUGUUACAUUUAAACAGAACUAUGACUGGUAUGCAUUCAUUACAUGUAUAUACUGGGGCGUACUAAAGGAACGAUUAGUUAAAUUACUUUGUUGAGUACAUGUAUUCAAGGUGGGCUUUCAGGUGUUCAGUAAUUAUGUCCUAUUAAUUGUCUUACGUUGACACAGGUCAGUGUUAAGUCUGAGACAUACUGUAGGUCUGAGUGGCUAUCUUUGAUCUUUUACUUGUUUAUUUUUUUUAGUAAUUAACUGUAUUGCAUAAGAUUAAAUUGAAUGCUAAUAUCUACAUUGAGGGUAUAAAGUAACUGUUUACGAUUGUCUACCGUUUGGACUGUGUUUUCCAUUAUACAUUUAUGACUUUAAAUGUUUUGGAUUUGAAAUUGAACCUUUUUUGUAAUGUAUUCCUCAGAUGUUUAUUCUUUCAAACAAAUAUGGUGCAUUUAAAUUGCCUGCAGACGAUAAUCCAUUCUAGAAUAGUUGAUUUUCCUUCGUUAAAGGUUACCAUAACAGACUCAUUGAAGAGCCUGUGGCAGACUAGUACUACAGUAUUCCCUUCACCAGGUCUUGUUGAUGCUUCCAGGACUGACACUGUGACACCCUGACCUGAGACCAGGACGAGAUUUGCUGCAUCCAUCCAUCAGCGGUAAUGUGUGAUCACACAACUCUGACCUUAUUGGAUGCAUCCCAGAUUCUCAGCACCCAGACAGGGGUGAAUUAGUAUGCCGGUGAAGCAAUAUAAUCUCCCGGCUCUCUGCUCACAAUCCGUCUGCUUAGAGGACACUAUUUGACUUUGUGCCAUGUAGAGUCAAUACAAUAUUGAUUGAUACCGGUGCGCCUUAGACAGGUGCUGGAAUCAAGUGUGGUGGUGAGUGUCGAGAUUUUCAUCUCUACGUAUAUAAUGCUCCAACUAUACCUUAUUGUCUCCUCUAACGUACAGGAUAUGUACUCUCACGUCAUAUACUGUCUCUGUCCUGCUGUCCUAGACUGUCUGUACUAUGUCCUACUGUAUCAUACUAGCCUAUUAUUAUCCCUCGCUUAAGCUGCUCACAUCUAUACUCAUCGCUAUAGUCCUAUAUCCUAGCCUAUACUGGCCUAAGAUUCUAAGUCCUAUACUGUCUCUGCCUACUAGUCCAUAUUUAUGUCUACGUCCCUACUAGUCCUAAUCUCCACUAGUCUUAUGUCUCUACUAGUCCAUAUUACUAGUCUAUCUGUCUCGCUACUAGUCUCUAUUAUAUGUCUCUAUAUGUCCUGUACCCUACUAGUCCUAUACUGUCUCUUCCUACUAGUCCUAUACUGUCUCUGUCCUACUAGUCCUAUACUGUCUCUGUCCUACUAGUCCUAUUCUCUCACUAGUCCUAUAUGUCUCCUACUAGUCCUAUAUGUCUCUUCCUACUAGUCCUAUACUGUUCUGUCCUACUAGUCCUAGUCUCUUCAUACUUUAUGUCUCUGUCCCUACUAGUCCUAUACUGUCUCUGUCCUACUAGUCCUAUACUGUCUCUGCUCUACUAGUCCUAUAUCUUUAGUCUAACUCUCCUACUAGUCCUAUACUGUCUCUGUCCUACUAGUCCUAUACUGUCUCUGUCCUCUAGCUAUGUCCUAUUAUACUGUCUCCUACUAGUCCUAUAUUCUCUUCCUACUAGUCCUAUACUGUUCUCCUACUAGUCCUAUACUGUCUCCUGUCCUAACUAGUCCUAUACUGUCUCUGUCCUACUAGUCCUAUACUGUCUCUGUCCUACUAGUCCUAUACUGUCCUCUGUCCUACUAGUCCUAUACUGUCUCUGUCCUACUAGUCCUAUACUGUCUCUCACUACUAGUCCUAUACUGUCUAUUUCCUACUAGUCCUAUACUUCGUCUCCUACUAGUCCUAACUGUCUCUGUCCUACUAGUCCUAUACUGUCUCGUCCUACUAGUCCUAUACUGUCUCUGUCCUACUAGUCCUAUACUGUCUCUGUCCUACUAGUCCUAUUACUGUCUGUCCUACUAGUCCUAUACUGUCUCUCUCUAGUCCUAUACUGUCUUCCUACUAGUCCUAUCUGUCUCUCUAUGUCCUACUGUCCUCCUACUAUGUUCUGUCUGUCCUACUAGUCCUAUCUGUCUCUGUCCUACUAGUCCUAUACUGUCUCUGUCCUACUAGUCCUAUACUGUCUCUGCUACUAGUCCUAUCUGUCUCUGUCCUACUAGUCCUAUACUGUCUCUGUCCUACUGUCCAUAUUACUUCUGUCCUACUAGUCCUACUACUGUCUUCCUACUAGUUGUCCUAGUCUACUGUCCUCUAUAGUCCUAUACUGUCUCUGUCCUACUAGUCCAUAUACUACGUCUCUGUCUCUACUAGUCCUAUACUGUCUCUGUCCUACUAGUCCUAUACUGUCUCUGUCCUACUAGUCCUAUUCUGUCUCUGUCCUACUAGUCCUAUAUUGUCUCUCCUAUUCUUCUCUCCAUCUGCCUCAGCCUCCACCCCGGUGA